Molecule: messenger RNA, 510 nt
Organism: Puccinia triticina
Lineage: Eukaryota; Fungi; Basidiomycota; Pucciniomycetes; Pucciniales; Pucciniaceae
Exons: 4
Coding region: 1-510 (169 amino acids)
Source: RefSeq, a predicted model, not a curated record
AUGGCCCUGUUCACCCCCAUACCAGAAAUCUACUGUAAAUCAAUGGUGCCCGUGGAUUCUACUCCGCUUGCCGAGGCGACGAACUCAAUGGUGAAAACAAGUCUUCUGUCUAUUACCCAGACUGAACCAUUGGGUGCUAUCCUCAUCCCUGAGAUAAGAGACCUUAUUGAAGCAACCCGUGCCCAAACCCAAGUCACCCUUGCCCUUCAGGCCGAAUGUUGUGCCACCAACCAAGCCGUCGUUGCACUCCGGGAGGAAAGUCGUGCCACCAACCAAGCCGUUGUUGCACUCCGGGAGGAAAGUCGUGCCAACAAUCAAGGGAUUAUGACCCAGCUUGUCACUAUUGACACCCGACUUGGCAACAUUGAAAACCGCUUGACUCGAAUUGAAGAAAUCACCAACACCCAGCUCAAUCUCGGCCGAGAGAUGGCAGAUCACUUUGGCAUCCCUGCUCCGCAAGUCCCCGCUGGCCACGCACCAGGCCGACCAGGAUUACAAGACCGUAUAUAG